Messenger RNA from Penicillium macrosclerotiorum, 1242 nucleotides. RefSeq lists its product as uncharacterized. The transcript has 7 exons. Gene Ontology annotation, cellular component: nuclear chromosome. Gene Ontology annotation, molecular function: DNA topoisomerase type II (double strand cut, ATP-hydrolyzing) activity; DNA binding; ATP binding. Gene Ontology annotation, biological process: reciprocal meiotic recombination; meiotic DNA double-strand break formation; meiotic DNA double-strand break processing. NCBI's taxonomy places the organism in Eukaryota, Fungi, Ascomycota, Eurotiomycetes, Eurotiales, Aspergillaceae. The record is from RefSeq and is a predicted model, not a curated record. Bases 1 to 1242 code for a protein of 413 amino acids.
AUGGUCACGUUGCUCUCCCUCCAGUCUCGAGUUGUUCCUCCAUUCUCACCUCCAACAAAGCCCCUCACCGUUCUUCCAAUCGUAUAUGACUCGCCAAUGGCUAUGAAGAGUGCUUCAUCCUGGCCUGCCUUGCUCAGGGAAGAUCCCAGAGCCUCGGUCCGCGCCUAUAUCGAUGCAACCCUCACGGCUCUGGUCGACCAGUUGGCCCUCUCCCACCACGGACACCCAUGCAUCACCCUUCGACGAAGAGCGAACUCGGUUAACUGUGUCAUCAAUCCCACGAACGGAGCUCUCGAACCAGCUGGGCGGACAGAAACAUACCGAUCUUAUUCCUGGCCAGGAAGCUCAGUAUAUGAAUCAUGGAAAUUCACCGUGAUCCUUCGAGUUCUAGCCAUCAUUGAUCAAGCCCUGCACAAGGGAGAAGAUAUCUAUUACAUUGACACCGCAUAUUUUCGGUCCCAGGAGACAGUGAAUGGCAUCAUCGAUGAUAUUGCGUAUACAAUUGGGGUUGAUAGGGCGGCAUUGAAUGUGGAAGCCGCAGGGAAGGGACUCGUUGCCGGAUGUUUCCGUCUUCGGCGCGACUCGAUUCUGAUCUUGGAUGCAGACUCAUCAAAUGAGGACACCAUGAUCCCUCGUAUCCAAGAGGAUGAUCAAAUAGAUAUCUCAGGUGCUCGAUGGGUGUUUAUCAUCGAGAAAGAAGCAGUCUUCCAUCGAUUAGUACGAAGCACAUAUCAUAAACGAGCCAUUAUUGGUGGCGGGAUCCUGGUUACCGGCAAAGGAUAUCCCGAUCUUUACACCCGCGAAUUCAUCCGUCGCCUGUUUGAUUCCGCCUCCGGUUCCAAUCAGCGAUUGCCUCGUUUCUACGCUUUAGUCGAUGGAGACCCUCAUGGUAUUGCGAUCAUGUCCACAUAUAAAUACGGAUCAUUGGCCCAUAUGCAUGAAAACGCCCGGCUCAGCAUACCUGGAUUGCAAUGGCUGGGCCUGCGAGUCGAAGACACGGUUUUAGCUUCACAGGUGUCCGAGAAUACGAAAUUUUUGCCCUUGACUGAUGGAGACCGAAAAAAGAUCAUCACGAUGCUUCGAAACAGUCCAGUUUGGGCCAGCAAUGGGCCAGAGCCCGAGUGGCGUUUAGAGCUGCAACGGAUGCUCAUGUUAAACGUCAAGGCCGAGAUUGAGAUGCUGUAUGAGCGGGAUGGGGGCCUAGAGGGUUGGAUUGAUCAGAAGAUUUUUCGCCAAGACUGA